GGGGAAACCCUUUUUUUAUUUCCAGCAGGACACAUCUGGCAAUGGAUGUGACAUUCAGCACUGCCCAGGUUUCUUCCACUUGGAGGAGGCAAACUGGUGAAUGGAAGAAGGCAAUCCUCUGGCAGUGGGAUGCUAGGGAGCGAUAAUAAGGCAAGUUUGCUUGCUUGAAGGCUGCUGAUAUCUGUGGUUGGAAACUGGUGGAUGUCUCAUGAUGGACCUUAGAGAAGCUGGCAGAUGUUGGUGGAUGGAAACCAGUGGUUUUUGGAUUCAGAAGUUGGUAGAGGCUACAAGGCUAAAGCAGACUGAUGUUUGUGGAUGUCGGCUGAUGGAAGUUCACCUUUGGAAGACAGUCAACAGAAGCCAGUGGAUAUUUGUGGACUGAAGCCAGGGCACGAACGUGAAUGGAUGUCAUGUUUUUGGAUGUCGGCUGGUAUAUGUUUGUGUGAGUACAUGGGGGGGGGGUGGUUCAAAUGUGGUUGAGGCAGAAUGGUGUUUGUAUGUGCACGAAUGUGAUGUGUGAAAGGUAGAUAUUCAUGAAUAAAUGGAACCCAGGGGAGGGGGGGAUAUUGGUUUCAUGGAAUCAGAGAAUCAGGGAAUCGAGUUUGGGAGGGACCAUGAGGGUCAUCUAGCCCAACCCCCUGCAAUGCAGGAAUCUUUGCCAAAUGUGGUGCUCAAACCCACUGGCAUGCUUUUGAACUGCUAGGUUGGCAGAGGCUGGGACAGAGCAACGGGAGCUCACCCCGUCGCGGGGAUUUGAACCUCUGACCUUGCGAUCGGCAAGCCCAAGAGGCUCAGUGGUUUAGACCACAGUGCCACCCAUGUCCCACUUUGACUAGAGAUACCACCUCAUUGACAAGAGGAAUCCAUCCCAGUUCUACCAUAGAGAAUUACAGUAUAUACUAAACAAGACCCUACAGUUGAAAGAAAGAUUUUGUAACGGAAAGCAGCUGGCAUGUUUCAAACAAGAGGAAGAGACUCAUUUUGGGGAGGUUUCAAAUGUAUUUCUGAGAGACUCCCUAGAAAGCACAGGCUCCAGUUGAGCCACGAUCUUGUUUUGCAAAGUCAAGUUGAGCUUGGAAGGAUGGAAAUCCCACGGAUUUCCUUUUAACAGGGAAUGCUGACGUCGCAUCACCUCUUCCAAAUUGUGGAUAUAAAUUAACUUUUCAAUAAAUAACCACGGAGCUUUUGGGGAAGGGGGGCUGUGAACGUCCCCCCAGCCUUAGAAGCCAACCAACAUGUCUCUUUUCCGGAGCCCUUUGAGCUUUUGUUCAAAGUUUGAAGGCUGCUCUCUGACAAGUGAUUUGUUUCCAUUAGAACAUGCCUCCUUCCAGCCGUCCGUGACCAUCUUGUACUUAGGGCUUUAUAAGCAGCACGUCUCAACAUUCCUAAAAUCCCAGGGAGGAUCUGAAAAUAGAAAAAGAAACGAGCAUUUAAAUUAAAAGCAAUGGCCCUUAAAUAGAGCUGCCAUGUUUUGAGGCAAGAUAGUGUCUCUUUUCCCCCUCCUUCUCGCUUCCCUCCCCCCUCCCACGGGGUUGCAAGUUGCUUUUUCCAGAAUACAGUGCAAAGCCACCGAGAUUUGCAUUCCCUCUUCUAUUUAUAGGAGCCUCUUUUAAAACGAAACAGGUGUCAAGUUGAAUGAGACUGAAGCAGGCUUACAUGUCCUAUAUGGCUGGAAAAGCAAGAGCCGGGGCGUGUGAGAGAGGAAACAGGGUGACUUGGGUGAUUGGCAGAUUGGUUGCUGAAUGGAGCGAGCAGCCGAAUGGGGAAGAGGAAAAGCUGAGCUGCUUCUUUGCAGGGCUUCGGCCAUCUUUAAUUCAAUCGAUUUAGGAGAAUUUAAUGACAGGGGAAGGGACCAGCUGGCUUUCCCUGCAGAAUUAAAUCCUCCAAAGAUUGAGAGAGACGAAGUGAGAGUUAACUGUGCAAUGCAAAUCCCCUUUGGGUGGAGAGUGGCAUUGGGCAGAGGGGCAGCCGUGGCAACCUCCGCCAGCUUGCCCCAUUGCCAGCAGAGUGAUAUCAGUGCCAAUCCACCGGCGCAAAGCUCUCCCGUCCACUCACUGAACAGGCAGACAGGAGUGAUGUUGUCUGGGACCCUGCCAGUGGGAACCAUUGGAAAGCCCUGGAAUGGGGCAUUCAAUGGGCCGGUGGGAAGGCCAAGGGUCCAGAUAAUGGGUCGAUUACAGUGGUACCUUGGGUUAAGUACUUAAUUCGUUCCGGAGGUCUGUUCUUAACCUGAAACUGUUCUUAACCUGAAGCACCACUUUAGCUAAUGGGGCCUCCUGCUGCCAUCGCGCCCCUGGAGCACGAUUUCUGUUCUCAUCCUGAAACAAAGUUCUGAACCUGAAGCACUAUUUCUGGGUUAGCGGAGUGUGUAACCUGAAGCGUAUGUAACCUGAAGCAUAUGUAACCCGAGGUACCACUGUAUUUGCUUUGGAUAGGGUCAUGCUUCCCCUGAAACAGCAAGUUAGUAGUCUUGGGCUGCUCCUGUGUGCAUCUACCUCAGCGGCUAGGAGUGUCUUCUACCAUACAGUGGUACCUCAGGUUAAGUACUUAAUUCGUUCCAAAGGUCCGUUCUUAACCUGAAACUGUUCUUAACCUGAAGCACCACUUUAGCUAAUGGGGCCUCCAUCUGCCGCUGCGCUGCCGGAGCCCGAUUUCUGUUCUUAUCCUGAAGCAAAGUUCUUAACCUGAAGCACUAUUUCUGGGUUAGUGGAGUGUGUAACCUGAAGCAUAUGUAACCUGAAGCGUAUGUAACCCGAGGUACCACUGUAGUCGCCUUUGACUGGACUUAACUGUCCACGGGGUCCUUUCCCUUUCCCUUUCCCUUUCCCUUUCCCUAUCUCUACUCUAAGGGAGAAGGCAGUCCAGUUGGUAAGAGAGUCUGAUGUCCAGAACUUCAAAUAGAUCUUGGCCACAGCCAUCAUUUAUUUAUUGCAAUAGGGAGAUUAGCAAUUGUCAUUUUAGCACUGUUUUGGAUCACGUCUCACUUCUAAUGGAUGCUCUUCAGUAUCUUCCUAACUUCAACAUUCCUAACUCUCCCUGGAGAGGCUACUGCCAGUAGAAGUGGCAGGUGAGUGUGGGCCCGGGUUUUGAGGGUUGGGCCCUAGGUCACAUGACUGAGCAGAAGAGGGUUUGUUGUGUCCCGCCCUCAGCUCUCUGCCACAAUGUCCCUUUGGGGGACUUAUACUGGUGCAAGUUGCACAGGUUUCAGCUGCCCCAGAUGAGCUGCAGUGAGGGACUUCAGGCCAAUGUAGAUAGGAAAGCCCAAGGUUGGCCAAAUCCAAACUCUUUCAUCCUGCUGGAUCUUGGGUUUGGAUUAUGCUGUAAGUUAGUGCUGUUGCCUCUGUAUUAAAUGAACACAGUGAGAUUUUUAACAGUGAAACUAGGAUGUGGCUGGAUUUUGGAUGAAAUUAUUAUUAUUAUCAUCAUCAUCAUCAUCAUCAUCAUCAUCAUUACUUUAUGCCUCUAUGUGUAUGGCUUUUCCGCACAUAUCCUUUAGUCUGUCCCAACAGAUUUUCCUUCCUACUAGACAGAAGUACUGUUUUUGGGGGACAGGAGGUGGGCAGGUGUGGAGGACUCCCAGGUCCUGAAUGGGGUAACUGUGCCCGUGAAGGACCAGGUGCACAGCCUGGGAGUCAUUUUGGACUCGCAGCUGUCCAUGGAGGCGCAGGUCAACUCUGUGUCCAGGGCGGCUGUCUACCAGCUCCAUCUGGUACGCAGGCUGAGACCCUAUCUGCCCGCGUACUGUCUUGCCAGAGUGGUGCAUGCUCUGGUUAUUUCUCGCUUGGACUACUGCAAUGCGCUCUACGUGGGGCUACCUUUGUAGGUGACCUGGAAACUACAACUAAUCCAGAAUGCGGCAACUAGACUGGUGACUGGGAGCGGCCGCUGAGACCAUAUAACACUGGUCCUGAAAGACCUACAUUGGCUCCCAGUACGUUUCCGAGCACAAUUCAAAGUGUUGGUGCUGAUCUUUAAAGCCCUAAGCAGCCUCGGUCCAGUAUAUCUGAAGGAGCGUUUCCACCCCCAUUGUUCAGCCUGGACACUGAGAUCCAGCUGCUAGGGCCUUCUGCCGGUUCCCUCAUUGCAAGAAGUGAAGUUACAGGGAACCAGGCAGAGGGCCUUCUUGGUAGUGGCACCCACCCUGUGGAACACCCUCCCAUCAGAUGUCAAGGAGAUCUGAAGGAGAAGACAUCUGAAGGUAUAAGAAGGUUUUUAAUGUUUAAUAUUUUAUUAUGUUUUUGUGUAUGCUGGAAGCCACCCAGAGUGGCUGGGGCAACCCAAUCAGAUGGGCGGGGUAUACAUAAUAAAAUUGUUCUUAUUGUUCACCCAGUGCCCUGCAGGUUGCUCUUUUUCCAGAAAAUGUGGGGAGAGAAGCACUCUGCUUUGUAAGUGGUGUCUAACAUGUUGAAAGUACACCAAUAAAAGAAUGAAAAUGGUUUAUUGAAUAUUUACAUAUAAAUUAUAAACAGAUAAAAACAUUGGCAGGAAUAUGGUGAUAACCUGCAGUUUCAUAAGCGUGUAUAUUUAAAGAAGAUGAAUAAAUGAGUAAAUUAAGUUAAUUUGGAUAUGCGGAAGAUAUUAAAAGCAAAUUUAAGGAAUCGCAGAAAGAGGGGGAAUGGAGUAAAUUUUGAAAUGUUAAAAUGAAGUGCCUCCAAUUGCCAAUAUUGGUCCCUCUGGCAAAGACUGGCCGGCGACUGCUUGCCAACCAUGUAUGCUUGAUAAAUUGGAGCCCUGCCAUAAUGUCUCUGAAGUUUCACCAGCUUCCAUCUGCAGUAAUCAUAUGGGCAUCAUGACCACAGUUGCGCAUUUGAUCCUGUGAUAUAUAUGACCACUGUUCCUUAAAUCCUUUUUAGAGGUGGCAGCCUGGCUGUGGAAAAGAUGUCAGGCAGAUGAACCUGAGUUACCCAGUAUCGCUCGCUGCCAAAGAGUCUCAGGUUGCAGCCGUUCCUCCUCGAGGCUGCAAUCAUGCGCCCAUCAGCCAAAAGGAAAGAAUAUAGUGAGCAAAUCAGAAGGAAGCAGCAUGGGUUAUUUGGAAGUCUGUCCAGAAUGCCAGUUGGGCUGUUCUGGCUGUCCCCAAGUACCCCAAGCUGUGUGCAAACUUAGAGUUGCUGGCUGUCAUUCUCUUUCUCAUACAAUUGCAUACAAUUCCAGGAUAAUCAGGUGCCCCUCAACCUCCCACUUGUCCAUUGGAUCUCUUUCUUUGAAAUUCAUUCCCAUUGCUUCCUAUCCCUCUAGCUUUCAGUUGACACUUCUGUUUAUUUGUCAGGGCAUUUACUGUAUUUUUCGCUCUAUAGGACGCACCCGACCAUAGGACGCACCUUGUUUUAGAGGGGGAGAACAAGGGGGAAAAAAAUUCUCCCCCUCUCUGCUCAGCACCCCUUCAGCGAAGUGGCAGGAGAAACGGAGCCCCUUCCAUUUCUCCUCCCGCUUGGCUGAAGGGGCGCUGCGCAGCUCUCCCUCGCUGAAGCCGGGAGAGCAAGGCUCUCCUGGUUUCAGCGAAAGGAACCUGAAGCCUGCGGAGCGCAGCGGGAACUCGCGCUGCACUCCGAAGGCUUCAGGCGGCUAUCCCUGAAGCUUGGAGAGUGAGAGGGGUCAUUGUGCACGACCCCUCUCGCUCUCCAGGCGUCAGCGAAAGCAACGCGAAGCCUCCGGAACGCGGAGGGAGCAUUCCCUCUGCGCUUCGGAGGCUUCGCGUUGCUAUCGCUGAAGCCAAGGAGCCUGCAUUCGCGCCAUAGGACGCACACACAUUUCCCCUUAAUUUUUGGAGGGGGAAAAGUGCGUCCUAUAGAGCGAAAAAUACGGUAUUCAUUUAUUUUGAAAAAGAGGUUCCUGAACUUGUUGGCUUUUUUUUAGGGGGACCAACCAACCAAACUUUGUUGAGCACGCAGUCAAGGUUGUUGAGCUAUUUUUUUUGGGGGGGGGGGGAGAGAUUGCCCCUAAGUAAUCUUCUCUUCUUCACCCACUCACCCUACCAACGGUUUUGGCACCUUACGAUGGCUUCCUCUGCUGCACCACACCAAUCGCCGUGCUGCUGUGCCACAAUACUACAGAGGUGCUGGAAUGCACCAAAGAGGUGCCGGAACUCACUUCUGGUGAGUUCCACCUGAAAAAGCCCUGCCUACACUCACCUUGAAGGUGCAGCAUUUUAGACCAGGUCCUCAAGGUGGUUUUGCGUACCACCUUUGCUUCUAGCAGAAUGUCCUCCUCGUCAGUGGUGUAGCGUGGGUUGCCAGUACCCGGGGCCGCAUGGUGAGAAGGAAAUGGAUGGAGUACGCAUGCGCAUUCAACUGCCUAAUGACAUCCAUGUCACCCAAGAGAUCGAAACUGCAGAGAUAAGAAAAGAAGAGUCAUUCUGUUGUCUGCAGAUGUCACUUCCUGGUUCGCAUGGAGAAGCCAUUUUUAAUAGAGCCCAGUGUCAGAAGCACACAGCAGUAUUGAGGCAGCACCGGAUGUUGAAAUUUUGCACCCCUAACAAAUUUGCACCUGGGGAAACUGCCCCUUUUGCCCCCCCCUCCACAUGCUAUAUUACUGCUCCUCAUGAUGGGAAGCUGUUCCAGAUGUUCGGUUGCCGCUUUGCUUAAUGACUCUUUCCAAAAUUCAGGAUUCAUGCUGGUCAGUUGACACGAUGCCCAAGGGUAAAAAAAGAAAUCCAUUUGUAAUCAGAAAGCUCUCUUGGGGAGGACUGCACAAUAAUGUAAGUGAGUUAACAAAGAGCUGGUUUGCAAGCACUGAAGGAGGGAUAGUUUGAGGCUGGAGGAACAUGGCUCAAUUGAUAGAAAAGCAUUACCAAAAUCAUUUUGUUGGGUCUCUUUACCACUUCCACCCAAAAUGAUAUGUCAAAGGUAGCCUAGGGGAAUGGCAUAGGUUUCAAAGAAAUAGCUUCACUGCAGAGUGCUCUUUCUGGAUGCUUUUCAUUCACCAAGUGUCAUCUUGCAUAUUGACAGCACGUCGUCUCGUUAAAGACUCAUUGCAGAGCAUUCCAGAGGAAUAUUACCUUACCCACUGGAAACUUGGACCAGUGAGUCUAUCAUGCCUUACAGUAUUGACAGGGUUGCCUGGGUCACUUCUGCCUUCUAUGCUGGCCUAACAGAACGUGGAAGGUUGGUUCUUGCAACCUGUGAGUGCUUUGCUGGGUGGGCGUUUUGAAUACCAAGGUUUAUUCAACUUAUGAAUUGCUUCCCUCAACAAAAAGCCCUGGUGCAGUUUGCAAGAAGGAUAAAAGGCAGUAAUGAAAAUACAUAACCAUAUUAGAAGAAACCAGAGGCCUUUCUCCUGGGCAUGGUCGGCCAAUUGGUGUUAAAGAAAGACAGAACUUUUUUUAUGUAUGCAACAACAGCAGCAAGAAUACUCAUCGCGAAGUAUUGGAAGACACAAGAUUUACGCACACAGGAAGAAUGGCAGAUGAAGUUGAUGGACUACAUGGAAUUGGUGGAAAUGACUGGCAGAAUCCGAGACCAGGGAGAAGAAUCGGUGGAAGAAGACUGGAAAAAGUUUAAAGACUACUUACAGAAAUACUGUAAAAUUAAUGAAUGUUAGAAAAAUGUUGGAAUGAUGUUAUAUGGCUUUAGUAGAAAUGUUAUAAGGAAUUAGGUAUAGGUAGAUUAAUAGGGUAUUAAAGGGAAAAAUAAGGUUAGAAUGUGUUAAGAUAAUUAUAGGAUAGAAAAUAGAGGAAGAUGGAGAGGAAUUGCUGAAACAAUUAAUAGAAGUGGAAGACAAAAAGCGAGGUGUGAGGAGGUCGUGGAAACAUGUGAAUGAAAGAUAAGAUAUUGAAAUUGGAUUGUGUUUUGAAUGGUUUUUGUUUUGUUUUGUUUGUUUGUGUUAGUGUUGUGUAGUGUUUUUUGUAUGGUAUUGUAAUGUUGUAUUGUUUUUCUUUGGUUUUUGUAGUGUUGUGUUUAAAUUGUUGAAAAUCAAUAAAUAUUAUUUUUUUUAAAAAUGAAAAUACAUAACCGUAUUAAAGACAUCAUCAGAGUAUACACACACACACACACACACACACACACACAACAUUUAAUCACUGAUGCAGCCAAAAUGUCAGGGAAAGCAAAAACUUAUUUGCCUGGCACCAAAAUAAUGACAAAAUUAUGCCUGAUGGGUCUCCCUGGGGAGCAACUGCAGAAAAGGCCUGUUCUCUCAUCACCACCCUCCGGACCGUCCUCAGAGGUGGCACACAGAGAAGUGCCUAAGAUGAUGAUCUCAUAGUCCACACUGGAUCAUAAGCUUGGGUAUUACCACAAAAGGCCUUUUCUUCAGCCACCACUCACAUGGUAAAAGGUGGGGCUCUCAAAAUAUCUUGAUUGAUAGGCUCAGGUGGAAGAAGACACUCAUUCCAAUACCUGGGCCAGGCCAUCUACAAAUCUGCAGGCAAAACCUGACAUCUGGAAUUGAACCUGGAAACAAAUUGACAGCCGGUGAAGCGCUUUCCAUUCUGGUGUGACAUUUUCUCAGUGGUCAACCACAGUCAAUCUGUCUACCACAUUUUGUUUUGGUUUUUUUUAUAUAUAAUUUUUAUUGAUUUUAACAUAUAAAUUAUAAAAUGUACCACAAAACUUACCACUUAUACAAUCUUUUUUGACUUCCAUCAGCACCUCUGAUGAUCCACCGUUUUAACCAGUUCUUAUGCAUUUCUUAACUUUAUAUUGCCUUAACAUCUCUUAACAAAUCAUCCUUCCCCUUCUCCAUUUUUGCAAUACUUCCAAUAAUACUCCUCACAAAACUUCUUGCAAACCUACAAACGUCAUCUGAUCUUCACAAAUACUUUUCAAAUAGUCCGUAAAUUUACUCCAGUCUUCUGUGAAUUUCUGGUCCCGCUGGUUUUGAAUCCUUCCUGUUAGUUUAUCUAGUUCUGCAUAGUCCAUUAACUUCAUCCUCCAUUCUUCAAUCGUCGGUAAUUCUUCUUGCUUCCAUUUUUGGGCCAGUAAUAUUCUUGCUGCUGUUAUUGCAUAUAAAAAAGCUUAUAUUCCUUUCUAUUUAUAUCACUCCCCACAAUGCCCAGUAAAAAUGCUUCUGUUUUCUUUAUAAAUGUAUAUUUCAACAUUUUUUUCAUCUCAUUAUAUAUCAUCUCCCAGAAGCAUUUCACCUUUUUACAUUCCCACCACAUGUGAUAAAAUGUUCCCUCUUUUUCUUUACAUUUCCAACAUUUAUUACUGACUUUAUACAUUUUCGCUAACUUGACAGGUGUAAUAUACCAUCUGUACAUCAUUUUCAUCACAUUUUCUUUUAGGGCAUUGCAUGCAGUAAAUUUUAAACCUUCUUUCCAUAAUUUUACCCAAUCACUCAGCUGUAUAUUAUACCCAAAAUCUUUGGCCCAGUGAAUCAUAACCGACUUAACCUCCUCGUCCUUCAAAUACCAUUCAAGCAGCAAUUUAUACAUUUUUGACAAAAUUUUAGAAUCAUUACUUAAUAUCUCUAAUUCAAACUUUGAUCCACUUUAAUCAAAUCCUUUUUCUUUAGAGUCCUGUUUAAACAUUUCAUUGACCUGGCGGUAAUGUAGCCAAUCAUUUACAUAUUCUUUAAUUUCUUCAUAUGGUUUCAUUUUCCAUUUACUUCCUUCCAUAUAUAUUAAUUUCCCAUAUGUUAUCCAUUUCCCACUCAUAAUGACCUUUUUCACACUGAUCGCUGUCCACCACAUUUUGGACCAGUUGAAGGUACGGUUCACAAAUGCUCUUCUGGGUCAAUCCCAUGUACUGUAGAGCAGCCAAAAUUCAUGAAAGUCACUGCAAACUGUCAACACCACCUGAAUGCCCAGUGCUGGACUUAGUGACAUCCUCAAGCUGUGAUCUGGGUCAAAAGGGGAGACUCUGUCCAGAGCCAGGCUUCCUAGUCUUCCUCUCUUGCUCCCAAUAGCAUGGAGUCCUUCUUCAUCUUAAGCAUUGUGAAGUUUCUUUUUUUCAUCUAUUUUUGUUUCUUGAAGUCUCCUUCAUCUCUCCAUUGUUUGGUCCUCUUUCUUAGAUGCUGCCUACUAUGUAUUCUUCCUUCAACAUCCUCACUGCUGGCCUGCUGUCUCCCGAGAGCCAGCGUGGUAUAGUGAUUAAGAAUGGUGGACUCGUAAUCUGGAGAACCGGGUUCGCUUCCCCACUCCUCCACAUGCAGUAGCUGAGUGACCUUGGGCUAGUCACACUUCUCUGAAGUCUCUCAGCCUUACAGAGUGUUUGUUGUAGGGGAGGAAGGGAAAGGAGCUUGUUGGCCGCUUUGAGACUUCUUAAGGGGAGUGAAAGGCAGGAUAUCAAGUCCAAAUUCUUCUUCUUCUUCUUCUUCUUCUUCUUCUUCUUCUUCUUCUUCUUCUUCUGGGAUCAGGCUGCUCUAGUUUAGGGAAGCUUUUAAUUACAGUAUUUGAUGUAUUACAGUAUUUGAAUUUUUUUUGGAAGCCGCCCAGAGUGGGUGGGGUAUAAAUAUAUUAUUAUUAUUAUUAUUAUUAUUAUUAUUAUUAUUAUUAUUAUUAUGUCUAGCCUCCAGAUAACCUCAUCUUUCAUUUUGGUAAAGAUAUAUUUUGUAGUUUGCAUGAUUUUGCUGGCACUGUUUUUGGUUUAGACUCAAAAACCCAACAUAGCCUGGGUCAAGACAUUCAGUGUCCAAAGGAUUAGGUUGCUGUAUACAGUUCCCUUUCUCCUUCUGGUUCUUAUUGUCAGUUGGUUGAAUAAAUAUUCUCAAUUGUUUCCCCAGAAUGACAAAAUUUCAAUUCUUUGUUUUGAAACCAGAAUCUGUUGUGGAUUUUAAAAUGCUGAGUAUAUUUAGCCCUGGCUGAAGUGUUAACCCACAGAUGCAAACAAUAAAUUCCAAGAUUCACCCAGCAUAAGAAAGAAUACAUAGCAAAAAUAUAUAUAUAUAAAAUAUAAAUCCUCUUAUGUGGUCUAUAAAUGCACCUGGUUUGCUUUGGGGGCUCAGGUCUUCCAGUAUGGUGAACAGUCUUGUUAUGUAAGUUGUGAUCACUGCAGAGGGUGGGAUGGGGAGAGCCUCUCAAAUGUCCUUAGAAAACAUUGUGGACUAUUUAAUAUCUGGCUUGGUAAGCACAGUAGUUAUGAAACAGCUUUUUAGAAUAAUUUUGGAACUCUGCCUCUGUUUCUGUUUAUUUUAAGGCUUAUUUGCAAGGGAUAGAGUGACCGUGUCCUAAAGUAUACUCCGUGCGAACCCUCUCAACCUAACAAAUUAAUACCCUACCAAUAAGGUCAUUCCUUGAAGCGAAGACCCAAUGUUAACGAUGCCCACAACCGUUGCCAGCAUUUUCAUCAUCCUAAUAAAUUUACUCUCAAUUUCAGGAGGUGAGAUCAGGACAUGGUGGACUAAAGAGGCAAGAGGGGUUCACAGAGGUCGGUCUGCCCUCAGUGCCACAUAUUUAGGAGACCCCAGGCAGGUCUCCAGUACUUAGGUCACAGUUCUCAAAUGUCAAUAGAAUGAAGGAACUCUGGGCUACUUCGCUCCCUGCCUCUGGAAACUUCUAGGUAAAGAUGUUCCACAUUUGUGUUUUAACGCUUUGUAAAAAUGUAUUGCCAGGUUUGUUUACACAUUUAUAAAUGUGUGUCAUUUGCCUGUUUUGGCUUCACUAAAUUAAGACCAUUUGCAUGAACAGGGCAACACGUUUGUUCUGGAAUACAAAAUUGUUAAGCUUAGUAGCCUUAAGAACAGUGCCUGCUAAAAUAAUUGGAAUAAGCUUCAGAAACCUGGGUUCCCAGGCACAAUUAAAUAUUCUCUAGUUUUGUUGUUGUGAACCUUUUGAAAUACAUACCCUCACAUUUUUCAAACUUGCAAAAGCUUCAGGACUAGAAACAACGACAUUAUUAUUGUUUUUUAAAAUUCUUACAGUGAUUCCAAAAGCCACAUGUACUGGUUGGGUGUUGCCAACCAAUUUCUGAGUUUGUGCAGUAAAAGGAAAUGAAUGCAUUUAUGGUUGUGCUUAUACAUGUGUCCUACAGAUAAAAUGACACAAAAAGGUCCUUACAUAUUUAUGGCAGGUUCAGGAUCCCUUAGCUAUAGAAAGCAAAAAGAGAGCUGAUGUAGCAUAAUUUUGGAUUAUAAAUAAUCCCUGUGAUAUGGACUCUUUCUUGCCACAAUGUCUGUCACGGGAUUAUUUUUUGUUGUUGUUCUUAUUCACAUCACCGUUAAAGAUUUUAUUUGUUUGCUUUCCGUAGAGGUUGUACUGGGCUUGUGCGGUUGGGCAUUCCUGCCUUAUUGAAGCCCCAUUCUUGUGCAAAUCUAUGCUGCGCAUUAGUAUAACAGCACAAGGCGUAGAAGGAGAACCAAUUUGCUUGCUCAUUUAUUUGCAAACUCAGGUAUUCAGAAUGCACGCUUGUCAAAUGUAACAAGUUGCUCCUACACCGAUUCUUAAGUGCUGUCUAUAUACCAGUGCAACAAGGCAGCAUCUAGUUAUGUGAACUUCACUCAACUCAAAUCCAUUCUCUUGCCAGAGGAAACCCAGUAACCCCAGAUCUUUUAAACACAAGAACUAGGGACAUUGUGUCACGACUGAGCUAAGUAUUCAUUUCACCAGUAGAGCCAGGCGGGGAAGUUUGGAAAAGUGGUACUUUCCCAUAUCUGUUUGCUAUGAAGGUACACCCUGUUGAGUGUCUUGGGACAUCAUGUGCAGUGCCAGAAGCAAGUGUGAAUUCUUUCCCUGUACUUUGCAGGAAUGAUGGCAGGAACACGAGAGGCCGUUGCAAUGGAGGAAAGAAUGUGGUAAGAAAGACUCAGUACGGUCCGUACGCCAAUAAAGGUUUGAGAAUCCUACUCAAUACACCUUGGCCAUUCUUGUUCCAGUUUUGUAAUCCCAGAAGUACUGCCUGCAGAAUUAGCUAGCUGGAGCAUUGUGGUGCAUCACUGCAAAUACUCAACAAACGGCUACAGAUCAAUUUUGCCUGUGUCGGUGUGUGGGACAAGCCACAGAAAAGGAAUGCUUGUAAUAACAGGACUGUGAACUGUAUACAACAAACGACUUCCAUUAAAUAGGUUUAACAAGUCAGCCAGUCCCUAUGGAAUAAAUGACACAGGAUAGUGACAGAGGCAUGCGCUCUGAUUAUGGAGACUACAGGGAUUGGUGUCUGUUUUUAGAGCAAAAAAGGCACAAUAUCCCAGUGCCAGAUACUUCAAGUACCAGAAUCCACCGGUGGGAGGGGGGAGAGUGGACAGAAACUGGGAGGGAAGCCAUGCACCUCUUUUGCUCUAAAAGUUGAGUCCUCUCAUCCAUUUGGUUAAGUCAGGUCUUGUUGGUCUAAGAUGGUGGACAGCCCCACCCCCCAAUGCUGGGACCAACUUAGUGCCUCUGCUGUGUAAAUAGAAAUAUAAACCAAUCUGUCUUUUUAAAUAAUAAUAAUAAUAAUAAUAAUAAUAAUAAUAAUAAUUUUUAUUUGCUUUUACAAGUGUAAAGAUACAACAAUACCAAAUACAUAUCCAUAUUUAAAGAUUUCUCGGAAUCGCCAGACUUCCCAUCAUACCUUCCCUGGGUCCUAUUGUCAACAUUUUCAGCUACAUAUUAUUUCUCAUCCAUAUUUUAUAUCUCUCCAUAUUGUCCAUAGUAGUUGUUACAUUACAAGUGUUAUUAGAAUCCUGCUAAUGUUUUCAUCUGCUUACAGUGGUCUCCUAAAUAAAUUAUAAAUGUUUCCCAUUCUUUCUUGAUGUUUUGGUCUUCUUGGUUCCUGAGCUUUCCGGCCAGUUUUACCAUUUUGGCAUAAUCGAGCAGCUUGGUUUGCCAUUCCUCUCUGGUCGGGACUUUAUCUUCUUUCCAUCUCUGGACUAAUAGCAUCCGUGCGGCUGUUGUCGCACACAUAAAGUAUUUUCUGCUCCUUUGGGAUGUCGGUAGCUACAAUUCCUAACAGAAAGGCUUCUGGGUGGCUUUUUUUACAAAGGUUAUUUUAAACAUUUUUUUCCAGUUCAUUAUAUAUCAUUUCCCAGAAUGCUUUUAUUACCUUGCACGACCACCACAUUAUUUAUUUAUUUAUUUAUUUUGAAUACAAUCUUAAUUUUAUUUUCACUCUAAAUUUAGACUCUAGAUGGAUACAGCAUCACUCAGAUCCUGUGUCCAAUGGCUUUGGCAGGUAGGUUGGAGUGGAACUUUGCCUGCACCAUGCUGCUGUUUCCAUGGGCAUGGGUCACAUUUCCCAAGAUCACUCUGGUCCUGUUGGGUUUGCCACCAGGAGUCACAGUGUUUUUUUUGCUUUGCACACAUAGGUGCAUUUCUUUCUUUUUUUUUUUAAAUAAUUUUUAUUAAAGUUUUAAACAACAAAGAAAGAAAAGAAAAACAUACACAAUACAUAUAACAAAAACACAAAAAAGAGAAAAAAAACCAGAUUCAACAAUAAAAGUACAAAAAAACAUAACAAUUAAAAACAGUAUCUCUUUUCCAUUUCCGUUUUUUAGUUACUUAUUUUCUGGACUUCCUCAUACCUCCCUCUUUUGUAUUCCAAUCCAAAUUAUUUGUCCAGCAAUUUCUUUUCCACUUUUUUUAAUCCCAAUCUUUAACUUUAAUAAAAUAUUGAAAUAUAUAACUUCAAUUUCUUUAAACCUGAUCUUUGGUCUUAGUAUCAUAUAACGUUAAAAAUUUCCCUCUUAAUGUCAAAUUUCCAUUUCUUUAAACAUCUUUAAUCCUAAUCUUUAAUCUUAGUCUAUCAUUAACUUUAACCUGUACAGCACGAAACUGCUUAUUUUCAGUCCAGCAUCACUCUAACAUUCUUUAAUUUUGCAAUGUUUCUGAAGAUAGUCUUUAAAUUUCUUCCAAUCUUCCUCCAUCGACUCUUCUCCCUGGUCACGGAUUCUACCAGUCAUUUCCGCCAAUUCCAUAUAGUCCAUACACAUUGGUGCAUUUCUUGCCCAAAUAGAAUUCUGUCUCAUUACGGGAAUAAACUCCCUCAAUUUUCAGAAGAGCUGUUCUCUCUCUGGUUUCAAAGACCUCGCUUGUAGCCAGCAGAAGUGGCCUUGGACCACACUCUGCCAGUCAUGGUGUUGUCUUGAAGUCCUGUUCCCAGCAGGCCUCAGCAGCACCGAGCCAAGAUGGCGGCGAGAAAGAGCCCCGACCACCACAUAUGAUAAAAAAGGUACCUUCUUUUACUUUGCAUUUCCAGCAGGUAUUUGUACUUGUGUUAUACAUUUGCACUAACUUAUUAGGAGUCAAAUACCACAGAUACAACAUUUUCAUAUACCGUAUUUUUCACUCUAUAAGACGCACCAGACCAUAAGACAUACCUAGUUUUUGGAGGAGGAAAACAAGAAAAAAAAUAUUCUGAAUCUCAGAAGCCAGAACAACAAGAGGGAUCACUGCACAGCGAUCCCUCUUGCUGUUCUGGCUUCUGGGAUAGCUGCGCAGCCUGCAUUCGCUCCAUAAGACACACACACAUUUCCCCUUACUUUUUAGGAGGGAAAAAGUGAGUCUUAUAGAGCAAAAAAUACAGUAAUUUUCUUUCAGCGUACAACAUGCCGACAAUUUCUAAACCAAUCUGUCUUCAUUCUCCAGGGGGAUGUUGGAUGGGGGGAUUUCAGGGACCACAUCUGGCCUGCAGACCGGGGGUUCCCCACUCUGCUUCGUGGCACCGGACUGCAUAGGCUGUGUCUGUUUCGUAAUGUUUAGCCCCAGUGUCCCCAAACAGCAUGUGUUGGGGUCAAGCCGGUUUACUGUUCAGGCUGCCUCGAAACAGAACCGGAAUGGCGCCAAGUCAUCGAUGGAACCACCCAAAGCUGCAUUUCUGCCACACAGAAAAGCCCUCCAUGUGUUCCCAUCUUCUCCUAAAAAAAACCCAGAGCCAAAAGCUACCACAUCAGUCAGGCUUGCUAUAAUGAACUCCAGCUUCUCCUCUGUUUGGUCCUGGCAGUGAUGCUAUACAUAUCAUAGGAAACCACGAACCCCAACCGCAAGACGAACGCCUCCGUUUCUGUGCAACGUUUUCCUCCUGCAGGAUGCUCACAUUAUCAGGACUUGGGUGUCACAAUGCAGACGCUAUUAGAAGGCACCUGUUCGAUACAAUGGAAAGGCAGUCUCCUGUGAUUAAAAUAUCUCUUUUAUGACAAAUGCCGCACAACUGUUUGGCUGCAACUAUAAAGCAAACGGGCUAUUUGCAUAUGAAAGGGGAUUCUUAUACAUUUGGGAGUGAUGGAAUCGGAUCUCUAUGUGGCCAAGGAAGUGGGGAUAGGAAAUAUUUUCUCUCUCCUUUUAUUUCCAUGGAUGUUGAUAGGGAAAGGCCACGGUUUUGCAUCCACUGUUCUGGAGCUAUUGAUCCGGGCAGCACUGAUUGCUGGAAUGUUAAGUCUGUCGUCUCAGCAAGGAAUCAGAAUUAUGCAAGAUGUGCCAAGAGGAAACUUACUUUCCAGUGUGUGUGUGUGUAGUUUGACACCAACUGAGCAAAUGCAGCAAGUGAGAAUUUGAAGUCUGGAAAUAAACAUGUAUAUUCUUUGUGAUGUUAUUAGCAGUGAAUACUGAAAACAAGCCGGGUUUCAGUUCAGGAUCCCAGUAUGAAUUUAAUGUAUUAGGGAGCCCCGCAGAUAUCUGCCGGGUACUCUGAAGGACACAUGCAUGCACACACGAGCAAGUAAAUAUACAAGUAAUCACACAAAACUGAUUUGGUUUGUGAGCAGGGACACUGCUUGUCCCGUCUUCAAGAAACUAUUCUUACUUCCACUUUCCUAAUGUAACGAUCAGCAUGCCAUUGUGGGGCUGGUACCAAGCAUGGAUGCGGGUGGCGCUGUGGUCUAAACCACUGAGCCUCUUGGGCUUGCCGAUUGGGAGGUUAGCGGUUCGAAUCCCUGUGAUGGAGUGAGCGCCUGUUGUUCUGUCCCAGCUCCUGCCGACCUAGCAGUUUGAAAGCAUGCCAGUGCAAGUAGAUAAAUAGGUUCUGCUGUGGCGGGAAAGUCGUCAGCAGCAGUGUCUGGGUGUAAAUUGGUGAAAAUGUCCUGGAAAAUCUAUACGUAUGGCAGCCUGUGCCAAUUUUGCCAUUUCUCCCUAAAAAAGCUCAACAACGUUUUUUGUGUGUCUGGAUUUUCACUGUUUGAAAUAUGGCAAUCCUAAUGCACUGGGAAGUGUAGCAUAAUGCUUGCUUUGAUCCAACACCUCCUAACUUCCCUGCAAAAAAAUCAAGAAUGAAUGCUCAAUAUAUAGGUCAUCUGGAAGCCCCAUGUUGCUCCCUGCAGCCCCUGUUUCGCAUCUGGGUCCUGUUGGUGGACUUUAAGGUUCUGGUAAAGAGCAAAGUUGAUCCUGCAAACUAGAAAGCCAUUUGCCCUCCUUCAGCAUAUCUUUGGGAUUGGGUCUUUAAAAAUAGUGUUCCGUGGCAAAAUCUGUUCAAAUGUAAUGUUGAUACUUGUUAACAGACUUGAGUAAUUUUAUGAAAGAGGCAGAUGAUCAAGAAACAAGACUGUCGAGAACUUAGCAUAAAGGCUAAUCCAACUGUGUACUGAGAACCGAUCCAAUUAAAUCAUACAUUUGCUAUUCAUCCCUUUUAAUUAAUGCUUCCCUGCCUCGUUUACGCCCACAUUAAACCAUCCCUGAAUUAUGGUUCUUGGCUCAUGCAAGUUUGCAUGACACAAGUCUCUAUUAACCUUGCAAAGAUGAUGGUGGGAGGAACAAAGUGGGAUUUAUGUAACAAGGAAACACAGAACUCGUAAGUGAGGAUUUAGCAUGCUGCCUCACUCAGGCAUUCCACAUCACUAUGCCUUCCAAUCUUGGUUGGAGGAAAACUGUUACACUUUUUAAAUGGGCAAAAGAAGCCCAUAUUAGGUAAAUAACAGGAGCAAGGACAAGGAUCUAUUUCUAAAGCAAGCAAACAAACAAACAAACCAAACUACAUGUGUAUUUCUGCACUAUAGGGAAAGACAAAAAUUACAUUUAGGAUUUGCAGGCUCAGUGGGCUCAUUCAGCUCAUCUGAAGGUCACAAAAGUCAGUGACACCAGAAAUUGAGCUCCUCUGCUGAUCCUCAUCCCACCUGAAAUGGUGGGUGAGAAUCUCCAGUUAUCUAUCUGAAGAUGUGCUUUCUCUGGACCACCCCAUUGACUUUGUUGACCAGUUUUUUUCCCAUCAGGCUCCUCCUUCCAUCAGCCACCAGCAUUCCAUAAGGCUGCAGCAGAGUGAGAGCGGAGAAGUAGGAAUAAUAAUAAUAAUAAUAAUAAUAAUAAUAAUAAUACCUCGCCAUUCUGGGUGGCUCCCAACAGAAUAUUAAAAACACAAUAAAACAUCAAAACGUCAAACAUUAAAAACUUCCCUAAACAGGGCUGCCUUCAGAUGUCUUCUAAAAGUCAGAUAGUUGUUUAUUUCCUUGACAUCGGGUGGGAGGGCGUUCCACAGGGUGGGUGCCACUACCAAGAAGGCCCUCUGCUUGGUUCCCUGUAACCUCACUUCCUGCAGUCAGGGAACCGCCAGAAGACUCUCAGAGCUCGACCUCAGUGUCCAGGCUGAACGAUGGAGGUGGAGACGCUCCUUCAGGUAUACUGGAAGCUAUGCUGAGAAGCCAACUAGUUUCUCACAGCCCACAGCCCCCGUCUAGCUUCCAUCAAGGUAAGGAGGAGGCAUGAUCAGAGUUUUAAGGACACAUUUCAGCCAGGCAAACACACUCCCAGAGGGUCUGAAGCAGGACUGGUGAGAGGGGUGGCCUGAGGAGAGAGGCUGUGGAGUUCCAGUGGCCAGACAAAGAAGUCCAGAGGUUCCCCACCCCUGCUUUGAAUGAACAAAUAAAUACAUUGUAUAAUGUUAAAUAUGACAAUCAGCGUGGAAGCAGCUGCUGCAUCUCACCUCACAAAAUGCACCUCCGCCAGUGCUCUUCCCUCCCUCCUGAGGUGACCAGGAGUCUCAUGUUGACCCAGGAAGCCCUAAUGGUGGACAAGAGACUUAUAAUGAUGCACUGGAAGAAAAGAGAUACGAUUCACCUUAAUCAAUGCCUUGACAGCAUGACAAUGUUGGCAACAUAUGAACGGACAGCUUAUAGAUGCAGACUUUCUUUGGAUAAAUACAAUGAUAUCUGGAAAGAGUUUACACAGAAUAUCUUUCUUUUUUGGUGAUCACUUGUAGCCAAGUAUGAUUGUCUUCCAUGAACAUGGUCUUAACAGUGAGUCCGCAAGUGCCUGUGGAGGCCAGUUCUGGAUCCACACCUCCUUUCACAAUGGGGACAUAGGUUUCCAGGUGGGAGUUGAUCACGGUGAAGGUUUGCCAAAUGUGCCUUUCUUUUAGCACAUUUCUCGUCCUGAGUCAGAGCGUCUUCAAAGUCCAUGACACCUUUGGUAAAGGCUGUUCUCCAAUUGGAGCGUUCGCAGUCCAGUGUUCCCCAAUUGUCGUUGUUUAUACUAUAUAUUUUUAGAUUUGCCUUGAGAGAGUCUUUUAACCUCUUUUGUUGACCACCGGCACUGCGUUUUCCAUUUUUUAGUUCAGAAUAGAAUAGUUGCUUUGGAAGACGAUAAUCAGGCAUCCACACAACAUGACCAGUCCAACGAAGUUGAUGUUGAAGAAUCGUUGCUUUGACACAGAAUGUAUUAGGUUACGGACAAUUAUAUUAGGUUCUUGAACAUAUUAGGUUAUUGACUCUCCUUCCUUGGAGAUUUUUAAACAGAGGUUAGAUGGCCAUCUGUCAUGGAUGCUUUAUCUGGGACUCCUGCAUUGCAGGACUAGAUUUGCUGGACUAGAUUUGAAUAGUCUGAUUUGAAAAUACGAAAGAAAGAGAGAGCAGGGAAGGUCUUGAAAUUGCCUCCAAAACAGCACCCAGGCAGCAGAUUCAGCAGGUACACAGACCACCUAGUUACAGUCUCCCCCUUUGUGGUUUAGGUGUAUGGUGCUAUGAUUUAAUUUAUAGUAAUUACUUCUGCAUUUGAAUCUAUUCAUAUGCAAAGUUUAUGCAAAAUUCAUGCAAAAUGAUACCUUUUUUUGUCCUCAUUUGCUUGUUUGGUGAUGCAUUCAUUCCCACUUCUCUGCCAAUGUGCAUGUGUGCACCUCAGAUUUGUGCUUACUGAACAACAACACAACACAACAAACUGAGAGGAGUGUAAGGUAAAAGGUAAGGGACCCCUGGAUGAUUAAGUCCAGUCAAAGGCGACUAUGGGGUGUGGCGCUCAUCUCACUUUCAGGCUGAGGGAGCUGGCAUUUGUCCACAGACAGCUUAUCAGGUCAUGUGGCCAGCAGGCCUAAACUGCCUCUGGUACAACAGGACACCGUGACGGAAACCAGAGUGCACGGAGACGCCAUUUACCUUCCUGCCACAGUGGUACCUAUUUAUCUACCCGCACUGGCAUGCUUUUGAACUGCUAGGUUGGCAGGAGCUAGAACAGAGCAAUGGGAGCUCACCCCAUCGUGGGGAUUUGAACCACUGGCCUUCCAAUCGGCAAGCCCAAAAGACUCAGUGGUUUAGACUACAGCGCCACCUACAUCGCUAGAGGAGUAUAAAAAGUAGCGAUGCCUUUGUUGCCUCAGAUGGAAUCCUAAGCAUCAGGUUCACCAAACUGAGUUCCACUGGAAUCAAUAGGAUUUGUGGCCAAGUAGGCAAAUAUUUUGACAAACCUAGACAGCAUCUUAAAAAGUAGAGACAUCACCUUGCCAACAAAGGUCCGUAUAGUAAAAGCUAUGGUUUUCCCAGUAGUGAUGUAUGGAAGUGAAAGCUGGACCAUAAAGAAGGCUGAUCGCUGAAGAAUUGAUGCUUUUGAAUUAUGGUGCUGGAGAAGACUCUUGAGAGUCCCAUGGACUGCAAGAAGAUCAAACCUAUCCAUUCUUAAGGAAAUCAGCCCUGAGUGCUCACUGGAAGGACAGAUCCUGAAGCUGAGGCUCCAAUACUUUGGCCACUUCAUGAGAAGAGAAGACUCCCUGGGAAAGACCCUGAUGCUGGGAAAGAUGGAGGCCACAAGGAGAAGGGGACGGCAGAGGACGAGAUGGUUGGACAGUGUUCUCGAAGCUACCAGCAUGAGUUUGACCAAACUGCGGAAGGCAGUGGAAGACAAGAGUGCCUGGCGUGCUCUGGUCCAUGGGGUCAUGAAGAGUCGGACACAACUAAACGACUAAACAACAACAACAACAGGCAAAUAUUUCCCCACUUUACUGAAAACUCCCAGUGCAGUCCUCGGAAGUAAGCCUCAAUGGGUUUGACAGCACUUACUCCCUGGUGAUUGUGUCUUGGAUUACAGCCUCAGCAUCCCUUCUGCCCCAUGCCCCUGAGGCAGCAAUCUGAACACCGAAUCCACUGUGGUCAAACACUGUUAUCUCAAAGUUAAUAAUCUGCUUUUACAAAAGCACUUGAAUAGCUUACUGUUUCUGUAGAGAUGACAGAGGAAGAGCUAUUUCACCCAGUAGGUCUGCAAGAAAAAACACUCAGACACUCUCUGUGAUGGAGCAUUAGAUUAUUCUUUUCUUAAAAGGGAAACACUAUUAAGGAAAAUUUAAGCUAUGGCAACUGUUAAGGUCACCGUUGGACAUUAGAUGCCUUUUCUUGGAAACACAAACUCUGCGAAAGCGUCUCUCCAACAAAGAAGGAGAGAAAAAACACUGUUUGAUGGACUUAGAUCUCAGUAAUUUAAAAAUCCUUCUGAACAUGUCAGUGUGAGUUCAAAGUAGCUAAAAUAGCUGCAAAUGUGACGUGCUAGGAAUCUGUGGCAGGGCUGAAACAAUCAGAAGAGCAAACAAGUAAUGAUUAAACCUCUAAUCAGAAGCAUUAUCCGUUGCUGUGUUUUUUCUUGUAGCUGCAGGAAAAGAUGCUGUAACAGAUCUUUAAAUAGAAAACCUGAGGCUAAAUUCCACUUCAUCUAUCAAAAGCAGCUGCUAGGAGAUGACCUAAUUUUAGCAGCUUAUCAAUUCCUUAGUGCUUGUUGGUUGAUGUAACUUUGAUCCUCUGAUGCUAGAUGACUUUUUGUGCUGAAUAUAGCUAGAAUUUAAUGUGAAUCUUUUGGAUGGCUGCCCAGCCAGGCUGCAUAAUCCAAACAAAGUGGGUGGGUGGGUGGGGGAGAAAGAGUAGGACAUGAUUCGAGCUACUCACGUGUACAAUAAUACAGCCCUUACGCACGCACACAUGUACACACAGAGCCAUUCAUGUCGCCAAGCACAGAUUUUAAAUAUAGUGUUCUCGGUUGGUUUCCUCUCCUCUCCCAAAGAACGCUUUGCUUUUCACAUGGCAAAGACCUGAGCAUUUUAGGAUUUAGCUGCCGCCAAGCUGUAAUGAUAAUUGCAGGAUGCCUGUAAUGAAUGUUUUCCAACCAAAUCAUUGUCAUUUCAUAGGGCUGUUAUUUCUAUUUAUGUACAGAUUAGCCAAUGCCUUAUCAAAGGGAGAGAGAAAGGCUUUGUUUUUGCUUUUUUCCAGUAAUCUGCAUUGUGAAGGGCCUUUUGUCUCCCUUGCUGUCCCCCCUCCCCUUUUCAUGUAGAUUCUCUAACUUGUUUUUCUGUUCUUUUUCUGGCUCCUCUAUAAAUCCAUCUGGGGCACACAUGCGACUGGCUGGGCAUGUAGCCGAUACUUCGCACCGACUUACAUGCCCUCCCUGGCCUUGUUUGUUAGUCAUCAGGCCAGAGGAGGAGUUUGGUGCCCUAUUUCCCCCCUUAACGUUAUGAAUAACAUUAUGUAAAGGGGGGCGGGCAAGGCUAAGUUCAGCCUGAUUCAUCGCUUUCCCUCAGACCAAGGAGGCAGCUCUGUCUUCUCCCAGGAUCUCUCAGGGACCGGGGCCAUUUUGGGGCAUUGUUGACACUGAAAAGGUCCAUGACUCACCGCGUUACCUUGAGCAAGUGAGCAAGUGAGCUAUUACUCAUUUACGUUUCUUAGUUAAGGCAUGCAAAUACAGUGGUACCUCGGGUUACAUAUGCUUCAAGUAACAUACGCUUGUGGGCUUAUAGCCGAAUAAAGUAUUAUCUAUCUAUCUAUCUAUCAGGUUACAGACUCCGCUAACCCAGAAAUAGUGCUUCAGGUUAAGAACUUUGCUUCAGGAUGAGAACAGAAAUCGUGCUCUGGUGGCGUGGCAGCAGCAGGAGGCCCCGUUAGCUAAAGUGGUGCUUCAGGUUAAGAACAGUUUCAGGUUAAGAACAGACUUCCGGAACGAAUUAAGUACUUAACCCGAGGUACCACUGUAUAGAACUAUGAGGGAACUGAAGCUCAUGCAGUCCAACCCAAAACUUUUACCUGAUCUGCAUUUCAGCACUCUCAUGAGAAAAGUUAAGGAUGCAGGAGGUGUCCUGUUCUAAACCACUGAGCCUCUUGGGCUUGCCGAAGGUUGGCAGUUCGAAUCCCCAUGACGGGGUGAGCUCCCAUUGCUCUGUCCCAGCUCCUGCCAACCUAACAGUUCAAAAGCACACUCCCUAGCAUCCCACUGCCAGAGGAUUGCCUCCUUUCAUUCACCAGUUUGCCUCCUCCAAGUGGAAGAAACCUGGGCAGGGCUGAAUGUCACAUCCAUUGCCAGGUGUGUCCUGCUGGAAACAAAGGUUUUCCCCCUUGGCCUGCCUUUAUAUCCACUCUGUUGUGAAGUGCUUUUGUGACAUCACAAGAAACCCACAGCCAAUGGCAACAGCUGAGGAGCCAUCACCUUCAUUGCUUUGAGCCUCACAAUGGCAGGUGGACCUAUCAGUGGUUGUGUGCUUCUUUAUUCAGGAAGUGGGUGGCGCUGUGGUCUAAACCACCGAGACUUUUUGGCUUCCCAAUAAGAAGGUUGGUGGUUCGAAUCCCCGUGACCGGGUUAGCUCCCAUUGCUCUGUCCCAGUUUCUGCCAACCUAGCAGUUCAAAAGCAUGCCAGUGCAAGUAGAUAAAUAUGUACCACUGUGGCGGGAAGGUAAACGGCGUUUCUAUGUCCUUUGGGUUCUGUCACGGUGUCCCAUUGUGCCAGAUGUGGUUUAGUCAUGCUGGCCACAUGCUGGCCGGAAAGCUGUCUGUGGACAAAUGCCAGCUCUCUCAGUCUGAAAGCGAGAUGAGCGCCGCAACCCCAUAGUCAUCUUUGAUUGGACUUAACCGUCCAGGGGUCCUUUACCCUUUACCUUUUUACUCCCAUGAGAACAACUCACACAGGGUGUGUACUUCAUGAGAGUGUGUGGGGAGAACAGUCUUCUCUAUCCUAUUGUGCUCCAGAGAUUUGUUGGGUUAGUUACAUUUUAUUUUGGUAUUUUGUUUUACUAUUAUUUAUUAAUUUUUUGUUAAUUUUUUAUUAUCUAUCUAUAUCUAUCUAUCUAUCUAUCUAUCUAUCUAUCUUUUGGUACUGUACAAUUACCUUUCCCCUUUUCUCUUCCUAUGGUGGCAGCAGAGCUAAAUUUCAUGACCACCAUUGAAUUUUCCCAGAAUGCCACAUAUAUUUAUUUUUUAUUCGCCAUUCCACAUGUGUCUCAAGUGAUGUGCAAAACUCAAUAAAACAGCUUUAAAAAACACAGAAAAUAACAUGAUAUAAAAUUUAAAGCAGCACAAAGUAGUCUCUAUUCUCUCUCUCUUUUAAUUUAUUUAUUUGGUUUUUCAGUUUAAAGUUUUACAAUCGCAUACAACAUAAAAACAAGAUUUCAAAGAAUCGCCUGGACUUCCCUCCUCCCUUUUGCUAAUCAUUUCCUCCUGCAUCUUUUAUGAUAAUCCAUAUAUUUUACAUCUCCAUUAUGUCCAAAAUUCACCAUUAAACUACAAGUGUUAUUCUAAUCCUACUAAUUGUUUUAGCUGUUUACAAUGGUUUUUAAGAUAAAUUAUAAUUUUUCCCCAUUCCUUAUUAAAAUUUUGGUCUUCCUGAUUUCUGAUUCUUCCGGUCAUUUUAGCCAUUUCAGCAUAAUCCAUCAGCUUCAUCUGCAAUUCUUCUCUGGUCGGGACUUUAUCCUCUUUCCAUCUCCGGUCCAGUAACAUCCGCGCAGCUGUGGUCGCAUACAGAAAUAGUCUUUUCUGCUCCUUUGGUAUUUUGGCACCUAAAAAGUAGUCUCUAUUCUCUGCUGUGGAUGCUUUAGGUGAGAUUCCUGCAUUGCAAGGGGUUGGUCUAGAUCAGGGCCGGAUUUAGGUUUGAUGAGGCCCUAAGCUACUGAAGGUAAUGGGGCCCUUUAUAUGUCCAGAUGUCCUUUGUCAACAACAAAUUGUCACUGUUUUUUGUUGAAUAUAUGCUAUAUGGUAAUUUAUGGACCUAAUAGGUAUCUAAAGCCAUUUGCACAUAACAAAUAGGAGCCUACACAACACAAAACACUGUUGCUGUAUGUAGGUUUUGUUUUAUUUGUUUUUUAUCUUAUAUUUUGGAAAUGUACAUCCAGGUGCGUUUUUUUCCUUUAAAUUUUUUUGGGGACCCCAAAAGAGUGGGGCCCUGAGCCAUAGCUUGUUUAGCUAUACGUAAAUCUGGCACUGGUCUAGAUAACCCUUGACUCAAACUAUAUGAUUCUCUAGUUCUAUGUCCCAAAAUUAUGCAAUGUUUGGAGCAUUUGAGGGGAAUAAAGCAGCUCUGUUAUUGUUGCUGCUUGGGAUAAAUAUGCCGUAAAUAAGAGGUGACUAGAAAUUAUGCACCUAUUUGAUACUCAAUGAAUUCAUUGAAGAACAAAUGAAAAUGCAGCCACAGGGGCCCCGUUCAGUUCCAUUUUUUAUUUGUUUCAAAAUGAAUGCAAACACCUCAUUAUAUGUGCCAAUGGCUGCCAGAGCAAAUCUUUUGGAUGCUAGCGGCAGCACAAAGCCUUACUUUGAAUGCACAAGUUUUCACAAGUUUGGAACGGCAGCUUUGCACGACGAGUCUAGUUCAGCUCACUGUGAAAUUGCCUGUUGAUUCACCUGACCUGCUGCCCGUGUUACCGCUAGUAACACUUAAUAUAGCACUUUGAAUUCAAAAAGCCACCAUUUUCUGCUAGUUUCUUCCGUACAAUACAUACCUGCCAAAUACGCUCUUUACUUUAUAUGUAUAUAGCCAUAAUCUUAAUAAUAAUAAUAAUAAUAAUAAUAAUAAUAAUAAUAAUUUAUUUAUACCCUGCCCAUCUGGCUGGAUUUCCCCAGCCACUCUGGGUGGCUUCCAACAAAAGAUUAAAAAUACAUUAAAACCUCAGUCAUUAAAGACUUCCCUAAACAGGGCUGCCUUCAGAUGUCUUCUAAACGUCAGAUAGUUUCUUAUUUCCUUGACAUCUGAUGGGAGGGUGUUCCAUAGGGUGGGCGCCACUACCAAGAAGGCCCUCUGCCUGGUUCCCUGCAACCUCACUUCUCACAGUGAGGGAACCAGCAGAAAGCCUUGGGAGCUGGACCUCAGUGUCCAGGCUGAAUGAUGGGGGUGGAGACGCUCCUUCAGGUAUACUGAGCCGAGGCUGUUUAGGGCUUUAAAGCAGGGGUAGGCAAACUAAGGUCUGGGGGCUGAAUCUGGCCCAAUCACCUUCUAAAUUCAGCCCGCAGAUGGUCUAGGAAUCAGUGUGUUUUUACAUGAAUAGAAUGUGUGCUUUUAUUUAAAAUGCAUCUCUGGGUUAUUUGUGGGGCAUAGGAAUUCAUUCAUUUCCCCCCAAAAAAUAUAGUCCGGCCCCCCACAAAGUCUGAGGGACAGUGGACGGCCCCCUGCUGAAAAGGUUUGCUGACCCCUGCUUUAAAAGUCAGCACCAACACUUUGAAUUGUGCUCGGAAACAUACUGGGAGCCAAUGUAGGUCUUUCAAGACGGGUGUUAUAUGGACUCGACAGCUUAGGGCAGCCUAGGGCAAAGAGAGAACCCAAACUCAGACUUCCUAACCCCCCUCUGCCUUGGCCACUGGCCCACUUUCUUUUGCACUGCCUAGGGCAAUUUCAUUUUAAUUCCUAAAAUAACCGGAAGGUGUGAACCAGCUUAUAAAUUGCACAUUUUAGCAGUUGUUUGCCCAGCUGGCACUUACUGGUUAGGCACAUUUGAACCUGGAGAAAGGAAUGAGGGAUGCAUACUUCACUCCUGGCCCACUGGAAAAUGCUGCCAGGCAACAUGACUAACUAGUUCAGUUGACAGAUUUAUACAAUAAGCUGGCAAGAGUGAUUUGGUAACCUAGAUGCAUCUCAUUAACCUCAAUUCAGCAGCUAUCAUUCUUCCACUUAUGCUUAACCCAGAGACUUGCUAUCCAGGUCUGUGGGUUAAUUUAGAAGCUUCCAAGCCCUCCCUGUGGAUUAAUCUGCAAAGUGCAUUUACAGCCAUGGGCGUUUAUGGUUAACUGAAUAUGGCUUUUGAAAAAUGCUAACCAAAUAGACAAAAUGCAUCAUAUUGAUAUAGAGAAGGUUCAAAUAAUUCUAAGGGAUAGAUUUUCUCAAAAUCAGAACAAUGUCCGUAGAGGCCUGCACUCCAUAUGGACAUUUAGGAACCCGUGUGACAUAUCUAAGAGCCUAUCGGCUUUAGAGAUGAGACAUGUUAAAAAAUGGUCAAAAAACAUGAGCAAUCAAGGGUGUUGACUGGUUGUAAACUGGUCACAGCCUGUCUUGUACUGGGAUGCCAACACAGAUAUGGUUAGGAUGAAGUGUAGAGACCAGGGGCACCAACUUGCUCCCCCCCCCCAUUAAAGGGGUCUGGCCGCAUGACUUGUCACAUAAUGCCGCAAGGUGGGUGCGAGAUGGGCGGAGGGUGAUCUUCACCCCAGUGGGGAAUGUCAUCCCCCUCAAUAUUGGCAGCGCUCAACCCCCGGCCCACCAAGGAUGCUGAAUUCCUUUUUGCCCCCUGUAGUUGGCACCCCUGGUAGAGGCAGCUAUGCCAAUUGUUGUUGUUUAGUCGUUUAGUCGUGUCCGACUCUUCGUGACCCCAUGGACCAGAGCACGCCAGGCACUUCUAUCUUCCACUGCCUCCCACAGUUUGGUCAAACUCAUGCUGGUAGCUUCGAGAACACUAUUCAACCAUCUGAUCCUCUGUCGUCCCCUUCUCCUUGUGCCCUCCAUCGUUCCCAACAUCAGGGUCUUUUCCAGGGAGUCUUCUCUUCUCAUGAGGUGGCCAAAGUAUUGGAGCCUCAGCUUCAGGAUCUGUCCUUCCAGUGAGCACUCAGAGCUGAUUUCCUUCAGAAUGGAUAGGUUUGAUCUUCUUGCAGUCCAUGGGACUCUCAAGAGUCUCCUCCAGCACCAUAAUUCAAAAGCAUCAAUUCUUCGGCGACCAGCUUUCUUUAUGGUCCAGCUUUCACUUCCAUACAUCACUACUGGGAAAACCAUAGCUUUAACUAUACGGACCUUUGUUGGCAAGGUGACAUCAUACUGUGUGUCAAUGUGUGAGGCAUCACACGUGUGCAACGGGUUCCCCCGCAAUGUUGGGCAGAACUUGGUGCCUCUGUUCGGAGUCAGCCACUGAAGCAGAAGAUGGGAAUCUUAAGGCUGAUGAGACUGUAGCCAUUUCCUCCAAAAUCAUUUGUUCAUUCAUUUUUGCAGGAAAUCCAGACAGCAUAGAUGCCAACCCCUUCCAUUCUAAUGUUUUCCAUGUGCUCUCUCUCUCUCUCUCUCUCUUCAGGAUCUGUCCUUCCAGUGAGCACUCAGGGCUGAUUUCCUUAAGAAUGGAUAGGUUUGAUCUUCUUGCAGUCCAUGGGACUCUCAAGAGUCUCCUCCAGCACCAUAAUUCGAAAACAUCAAUUCUUCGGCGAUCAGCCUUCUUUAUGGUCCAGCUCUCACUUCCAUACAUCACUACUGGGAAAACCAUAGCUUUUACUAUACGGACCUUUGUUGGCAAAGUGAUGUCUCUACUUUUUAAGAUGCUGUCUAGGUUUGUCAUUGCUUUUCUCCCAAGAAGCAGACGUCUUUUAAUUUCGUGGCUGCUGUCACCAUCUGCAGUGAUCAUGGAGCCCAAGAAAGUAAAAUCUCUCACUGCCUCCAUUUCUUCCCCUUCUAUUUGCCAGGAGGUGGCACCUGGAGGAGGAACCGGCAAGCCACUCCAGUAUCCCUGCCAAGAAAACUCCAUGGACAAAGACAACAGGCUAUGCCAGUUUUGUGGGAAGCGACUUUGGAAAUGGGGUUAGGAAGGUGAAAAGUGAUAUUAGAGAUGGCAUGGGUUGGGAAGGGGAAGUUCUUUGGGGUUAAACUGGGGUGAAUGACAGUGGGGCUAGUAAACCAGGUGAGCAGGGGUGCAGCCCCUAACAUGUUUAUAUUUGCACACUGUGUUCAGUUCAAGGUGUCUCAAUCUGCAAAAGAUUUGCAGCCCAGCCACAAAGCAGAAUGCCCUCUUCUCUCGCUCACAGCUUAUUUGCAGUUUGUCUGCUUGCAAUGACAUUUUUUUUUGUAGAAUUCAUGGUUUAGUAAUGGAGCAUGAAAUACGGGCACUGAUAUCUUUGGCACAUUCUUUUGUUUUGUUAAGUUUUCAGCCCCGGUACACCAUCUAUUUAAAGACCUUGCCAUAAAUAUAUCUACUGAGCAGAAAUAUGCUGCAGCAGACAAAUGACUGUUGCAGCUGAGGGAAGUCAAAAGAAACAUUUCCAGCGUCAAUAUAAAUAAAUGGAAGAAAAGGUUUGCUCCUUCUUCUGCCAACUUACAAGGUUGACACUGGCUGGAGCUACACAUUCUGGCAACAGAAACUGUGUCACUGAAGAGAAACAGCCAGCCCUAUUUUGCUCAUAGCAUGGCUAGAAUAAAUUCAGAUGAAUCCAAAAGGUGUAACUGAAUGAGUAAGCCGCUACAGUUCUUUAGUUUCAAAAGAUCAACCGUGUCUGAAAUGACACAUUAAUGGCAAGUACCACUGACUUCAAUAGAAUGUAUUCAUUGUGAUAGACCAUAGCUCAAUGUUAGAUAAUAUGCAUUGCAUGAUAAAUGUGUGGGAUAAUCAGCCUCAUAUAACCAACAUGCUUAAGUCUAAUUAAAGUAUGAAGGGGUUAAGACCGUAGAGUAAGCUGUCCUGCCUUAGCUCUCCUUGAGGAGGACUAGGCAAUCAAACCUUUGGCUCCUCCCACCCUGUGAAGCUCAACGUGUGAGGAGAUCUGAGCAGGUUAUCCCCCUUCAGACCACAUGGCACUCGCAAGCCACUCUUGAGUUUAUACACCAAUAAUUUAGGAACUUUCACCACUUUGGAACUAAACGAAGCUUUACUGCCUGUGCAACUUUUUCUGGAUGCUGCAUGGAAAAGCACAUGAAUUGGGAGAGCUUGUAAGUAAACAUUUUUUUAACUUUCCAAAUUUUUGGUCUUUUUCUAUGCUAGGUGAAGAGGGAAGGUUUUGGAACUCAUGCUUCUUAUAAGAUAUUCGCCAGCCAAUGCUCUUAAUGCUCUGCACCUGCCUGCCACUACUGCCGCCACCUCUACCUGCUGCCACUGCUUGCUGCCAAGUCCUCCACACCUGCCACCGCCUACUCCUCUCCAGCCUCCUUUUAAUCCCCUGCUGCCUUCCAUUCUUCUUUUGUUAGUACUUCUCCAUCCUUCCAUCUCUGGACUAGUAGCAUUCUCGCUGCCAUCUUUGCAUACCUGGGCAAUUUUUUUAAUUUAAUAGUAAAUGUCUGGGUAUUUCUCUAUUCUAGGCCAGAAGCAGACGUGCUGUGGAGAGGUUGCUUAAUCUUUGGCCCACUUGCCGGUCGCCCCCCAAAAAGCACAACAACUUUGGAAGAUCACUCAAAAAAAGCUCAGCUACUGUGUCUGGAUUUUUACUUCUUGAAAUAUGGCAGCCCUAAAGCUGUCUGCUGGAAUGUUGAAGCCACGCCUCUUCCUAUGACCAGUCUGUAUAUUUGCAGUCAAAUAUCCCAUUGGACAUUUAUUACGGUCAUAGAUCAGCACGAUGCAAGUGAAGCCACAUGUAAAACAUUAAAUAAACUCAAAUAUUACAAGAUGCAUUAAUGGACCUUCUUCCACAGGAAACCAAACCGGGGUAAGUGUUGCUUGCCUAGAAUUCCCCACCACUCAGAGACAUGAGGUGAGCAAUGUUGUUUCUUUGAAGGCACCUGAGAGGAAGCCGUGUGGGCAGAUGUGCCCCCUGUUCCUUCUCCCUCCCCAACCUCCCAGAGGCCUGCUCCAUAUCCGAGAAGAGCAUUAAGUUGAAGAGAUGAAGGCAAGAAGCGAUUGCUAUGCUUUUAAAAGUACGAGAUGUGCACACCAGGACUUCUAACACGGGCGUCUAAGAAGCCAACUCGGGUGUGUAUUCUUCCUUCACUUGCUGGUUUCACAGGCAAGAUCUCCUUCGGGAAUAAUGAUGGGAAAAGAGCAAAGCACUCAGGCAAGGAAGGACUAUAUUCACACUGUAACAACCGAAUUGUGCUCUUUUCCUGUUUGGUCUCUCCACACCCACCCUACUUUUGCAGAUAUGCAUCAGUGUCACAUCCAAAAUCUAAGUGCGCAGGCUGGCUCAUCUCAUGGCUGGGAAUAGCUACAAGUCUGAGACCUUUUCAAGUACAGUAUGUGUAUCUUGUUUCACUUCGUUGCUCUGCUUCAUUACUAUGGUAAUCUCCUUUCUCCGUGAGUGUUUAUAUAAGGCUUGUUCCCUAGGUUAGAAAACAAGAAUUGCUUUCAUUGUUGGGCUUCCUCCAAUAUCUCCAUCAUUAAUUAUAAACACAUUUUCCCCGUCAAAUCUUUUCACACCCUUUGAUCUCCAGCUAGCUAUUUAAAGACCUGGGUAACAGUACAACACCAGCAUUUGGCAAGAGCCAUGAAGUCUGAGUGAGGAAAAUGUCCUGGAUGGAAAUACUUAUCUUUUUUAAACAUAUUAUUAUUCUACAGCCACCUCAUACACCUCACACUGGGUUUCUCAGUGGUUUCUGACCAUUCCUCUGAGCAGCUGGAUUUUUUGUUGUUGUUAUCAGGAGAUUUCACACAAAGCACCCUGAUUUGGCAGAAAGGGCCCAUGGAUAAAGUUGGGUGUGUAUUAAGGCUGACUCUGUGUGCUCCUGGGAAGAUGUUUGCUGCAAUCAGAUGGAAGCAGAAUUUAAAGUGCAAAUCUAUGCAUCUCUAGUCAAAAGUAAGCCCAAAGUGAGUUCACUGGUGUUAUGUACUGAAGUUCUCACCCUGGGCUAGCAGGGGGAUACUGUAGAUAGUUAUGCAAAUGAAGGAUCGAAAGUGACGUUCAGUGAUUGGAUAGUUUGUAUGCAAAUGAAGGAUCGAAAGUGACGUUCAGUGAUUGGAUAGUUUUAGAAAGUUGUUACAGUAGCAUUGUACUGGAGCUCUAUAUACGCAGG
Molecule: messenger RNA, 31889 nt
Organism: Podarcis lilfordi (Lilford's wall lizard)
Lineage: Eukaryota; Metazoa; Chordata; Lepidosauria; Squamata; Lacertidae
Source: the annotation of a GenBank genome assembly